Messenger RNA from Penicillium olsonii, 2151 nucleotides. NCBI's taxonomy places the organism in Eukaryota, Fungi, Ascomycota, Eurotiomycetes, Eurotiales, Aspergillaceae. The record is from the annotation of a GenBank genome assembly.
AUGUCUACCUCUGUGGAAGCCCCGAAACAGUUCAAGCAGCCUUCUCGUAAGGGAAAGAAGGCUUGGCGCAAGAAUGUCGACGUUACCGAUGUCCAAGAGGGUUUGCGCCAACUGACUGACGCAGAGAUCAAAGGUGGUCUUGUCACCGAGAAGCCUUCCGACGAGCUUUUCACCCUCGACACCACCGGUAAUGAAGAUAUCCGCAAGUCUAUCGCCAAGAAGCACAAGCCCCUCAAGUCAGACGAAAUCCUUGCCAAGCGCUCCAUGAUCCCAGCAUUGGACGGACGCAAGCGCGGUAACCCCAAUGUUACCGAUGGAGUCAUUCAGCCCAAGACCAAGAAGCCCAAGAGCGAUUGGGUCAGCCAGAAGGAAUACCAGCGCUUGAAGCAAGUCGCCAAAGACGCCCAGCCUCUCGGCAAGAAAACCGAAAACGAGUUCUACGAUCCUUGGGCGGAGGACGCGGAGCCCAGCACCACAUACGACGACCCCCGUUUUGAUUUCCUGCAGAAGCCCAAGCCCAAGGUUGAGCCAACCACAUUAAAACAUGCCCCAGUCUCACUCGCUGCCAAUGGAAAGGCUGUCCCAUCAGUCAAGAUGCCGCACGCAGGAACCAGUUACAACCCCGUGUUCGAGGAGUGGGAUCGUUUGCUGGAAACACACGGCGCCAAGGCAGUAGAGGCCGAGAAGAAGCGCUUGGAAGAAGAAGCCAAGGAAGCCGAGAAGCAGCGUUUGAUCGAAGAGGCCCGUAAUGACGAUGGCGAGGUGAAGUCUGAUGAUGAGAGCGCCUGGGAAGGCUUCGAGAGCGAGUACGAGAAGUCGGAGUGGUUGAACAAGAAGCGUCCCGAGCGCAAGACCAAAGUCCAGCGCAACAAGAUCAAGCGACGCAAGGAAGCAGAGCGCAAAGCGAAGUGGGAGGCUCAGAUGCAGAAGCGAGAGGCCCAAGCCGAGCACAUCGCCAAGAUCACCGAAGAACUUGCACAGAAAGAGAAGGACGCUGAAAACCAGUCUGAUGCAGAUGAUUCUGAAGAGGGCGACGACACUGUCCUCCGCCGCAGGGCAUUCGGUGGCAAGAAGCGUGCCCCCGAGCAGCCGUUGGAGUUGGUUCUUCCGGAUGAACUGCAAGACUCGCUACGUCUGCUGAAGCCGGAAGGUAACCUCCUAGACGACAGAUUCCGCACAUUGAUCGUUCAAGGCAAGCUCGAGUCUCGUACACCCAUCACGCAGGCUCGCAAGGCGAAGAGAAAGAUCACAGAGAAGUGGACUGCGAAGGAUUUCCGAACUGGUAACUGGAAGAAGCUGCAGGCGACGCUGAAGAAAGACGCUCCUAAACGCAAAGCCUCCGACCGCGACGCAGAUGAUAAGAAGCGAAAGUUGACUGAGAGGAGAAAACCAUACCGAGACUCAAAACCACUCAAACGCAAGAGGAUGUCCGAGACAGAGAGCGAGUCCACUACUCCAGCUACACGAAGGAAAUCAAACUCAGAGGCUCCUGUGAAAGUUGAGACAAGUUCGCGGUACAAGGAAAAUGAAGGCCGUUCGUCGACUGCGGAGCUUGGAAAAUAUGUCGCAAUGGAUUGUGAGAUGGUCGGUGUCGGACCGAACCCGGACAAUGACUCUGUGCUCGCGCGCGUCAGUGUAGUCAACUUCAAUGGUGACCAAAUAUACGACUCAUACGUACGACCCAAGGAAAUGGUCACCGACUGGCGGACGCAUGUCAGUGGAAUCGCUCCGAAACAUAUGGUUGAGGCCCGGACCCUCGAGCACGUUCAAAAGGAAAUUGCAGAGAUCAUGAGUGGUCGCAUCCUCGUGGGUCACGCCGUCAGCAACGAUCUUGACGCUCUUCUCCUCGGCCAUCCGAAACGCGAUAUCCGAGACACAAGCAAGCACCCCCCAUACCGGAAAAUCGCAGGCGGUGGAUCGCCGCGCUUAAAAAUUUUGGCCGAGGAAUUCCUGGGGUUGAAGAUUCAAGACGGAGCGCAUUCUAGUGUUGAGGAUGCGAGGGCUACAAUGGCUCUUUACCGACGCGAAAAGGACGCAUUCGAGCGUGAGCAUCUGAAGAAGUGGCCCGCACGGAUGAUUGCCGAUCCUAGAGAGAAGGGAGAAGGAGAGAAGAAGAAAAAGAAGAAGAAGAAGACUACUCGUAAGAGGUGA